Messenger RNA from Helicoverpa armigera (cotton bollworm), 1795 nucleotides. Its product is annotated as cytochrome P450 9e2. The transcript has 12 exons. The record is from RefSeq and is a predicted model, not a curated record. Gene Ontology annotation, molecular function: iron ion binding; oxidoreductase activity, acting on paired donors, with incorporation or reduction of molecular oxygen; heme binding. Lineage: Eukaryota; Metazoa; Arthropoda; Insecta; Lepidoptera; Noctuidae. Bases 188 to 1792 code for a protein of 534 amino acids.
AUUUUGCACAAGUACCGGGCGUGUUAGACGAUUCACAGUUUAUUCAUACGACUCAUUCAAUAUUUAGGUGCUCAUGUACUUAGCAUAAUAAGUCCAUCGAACCCUUCGUCAAGAGGCCACUCAGUCACGAUACUACGCGCGCGCCGCCUGUCUCACAGAUAUUUAGUUGCAGUUUUUUCUCGCAGCCAUGAUCCUGCUGCUAACAUGGGUAGUAGUGAUCGUGUCAGCGGUUCUGCUGUACUUUCGAAGUAUAUACUCCCAGCUGUCCAAGCAGGGAGUGAACCAUCUCCCCACAGUUCCAAUCUUCGGGAAUAUUUUGUGGCCGUUCCUGAGGAAGGAGCAUUUCAUUGACACCCUGAUGCGAGCUGUCAACACAUUUCCUGAUGAUAAGAUAGUAGGACAUUACGACAUGGUGACUCCUGUAUUUAUAAUCUGCGACGUGGAUGCCAUCAAGAGGAUUACUGUUAAAGACUUUGAGUACUUCGUGGACAGGCGCAGCUUCACCAGCAGUUUUGAUCCUUUCUUCGGGAGAGGACUGCUGAUGCUACGAGGUGACGAAUGGAAAGCAAUGCGGUCUACAAUGAGUCCAGCGUUCACCAGCUCCAAGAUGCGCCUGAUGGUGCCCUUCAUGGAGGAGAUCGCUUUGGAGAUGAUCAGAGUACUCCAAGAGAAGAUGAGGGCUUCUGGGAAGCCUUACAUCGACGUAGAAGCCAAGGAUAUGAUGACCAGGUACGCGAAUGACGUCAUAGCGUCCUGCGCCUUCGGGCUGAAGGUGAACUCUCAGGAGUCAGACCACGAGUUCUUCGUACACAGUCAAACCAUCACCAAGUUUACCUUUCUGAGGAUUUUGAAGAUCAUCUUCUUUAGAUGCCUGCCGAAUCUUGUUCAGAAGCUGAAGAUGUCAUUGGUGCCGCGUGAGUCUUCGGACUACUUCUCAAGUGUGGUGCUGACCACAAUGCAGGACAGAGAGAAGAAUAACAUCGUACGGAAUGACCUUAUCAACAUCCUGAUGGAAGUCAAGAGAGGUCAACUAACUCAUGAAAAGGAUGACGCCGAUACUGAUGCUGGGUUUGCUACAGUUGAGGAGUCACACAUUGGCAAAAAGCAACAUAAUUAUGAAUGGACAGACUCAGACCUCGUAGCGCAAGCAGCGUUAUUCCUAUUCGCCGGCUUCGAGACAGCUUCCACCUCCAUGUCGUUUUUGCUGUACGAGCUGGCAGUCAACCCUGACGUGCAGGACAGGCUGCUGCAGGAGAUCAGGGAGUAUGACGAGAGGAACCGAGGGAAGAUCGACUAUAACGUCAUUCAGAGCAUGACGUAUUUGGAUAUGGUGGUUUCUGAGGGACUGCGAUUAUGGCCUCCAGCGGCUAUUGUAGACAGAAUGUGUGUGAAAGACUACAAUUUUGGUAGGCCUAGCCCAAACGCCACAAAAGAUUUGAUUAUUCGUGAAGGUCAGGGUGUAGGAGUGGCUCCCUGGGUGUUCCACCGUAACCCCAAGUAUUUCCCCGAACCAACCAAGUUUGACCCCGAGAGGUUCUCACCUGAAAACAGACACAAAAUCUUACCGUUCACGUACUUCCCCUUUGGAUUGGGGCCAAGGAAUUGUAUCGGUUCUCGCUUCGCGCUCUGUGAAAUUAAAGUGAUGCUGUACGUGCUUAUUCGGGAGAUGGAAGUGUAUCCCUUCGAGAAGACAUGUUAUCCUCCACAGCUGUCUAAAGAUGGCUUCAACAUGCAGCUACAGGGAGGCACCUGGCUCAGACUUCGAGUUCGUCCAGAUAAAUCUUCAUUAUAAUAA